Messenger RNA from Candidozyma auris, 2151 nucleotides. RefSeq lists its product as uncharacterized. Gene Ontology annotation, cellular component: Golgi apparatus; endoplasmic reticulum. Lineage: Eukaryota; Fungi; Ascomycota; Pichiomycetes; Serinales; Metschnikowiaceae. The record is from RefSeq and is a predicted model, not a curated record. The transcript has a single exon. Bases 1 to 2151 code for a protein of 716 amino acids.
AUGGCCGAAGAACCCAUCAAUUCACCGCUAGAGUCACCUCAGCCGCAAGAAGAGCCGCCUCAGACGCCUCAGCCGUCGGCAGAAAUUACCCCAACACCUCUGCCGCAACCAGAGCUGGAGGAUCAACCGAAAAAGCCCAAAAGACUAACUUUGCAAGAACGAUUGGCUCUCGCGGCAAAAAAGAAGAAAAGACAAGCAGCUGAAAGAGAAAGCGUACGUGAGAGUCCCAAGCCUGAAGACCAAAGUGCGGAAGAGCCCAAAGAGGACAAUGAACGUCUGGAGGAUGAGGUGAGUGCGUUGAACAAGGAGCUCGAGAAGCUACGAGUCCGUAGCGCUGCAUUGACCGAAGAAAAUAGGCAAUUGAAAGCAUGUAUCUCCAAAAACGUUGAAAGCCAGGAUGUGCUGAAAAAAUUGGCCGAUAAGGAUGCGGUGAUCAAGCAGCUCAUGGAGGAGGGACAGGCGCUUUCGGCAAAGGAAAUCAAACUCCACGAAAAAGUGAGAGCUAUGGCUGCUCAAAACGCCAAGCUAGAGAACUCUCUCAAAGAGUACUCCCAGAAAAACCAGGACACGCUCUUGAGGCUCGAAGAAGUGGAAAACAUCAUGAAGACGCACAAACUCAAGUCAGUAACCCAGCUUCUAGAGAUGCUCGAGGACAAUAACCAAAAACUCUCAGCGGCGCAACUGGCACUUGAGGUAGAAAAAGUGAAAAACUGGGAGGCCAAGUAUAAAGAGUCGCAGAAGCAGUACGAGCUCGAACUUCAGGAAAAGAGAAAUGCCAACAAGGAACUCAAUGAGUUGAAGAUCCAGCUACAAAUGACGCAGAACCAGCUGGCUUUGGACGUGAAGCUGCGUGAUGACACUAUUAAUCUGCUUAAGGAAGAGAUCUGGACCUUGAAGGAGGAAAGCGGUGCCGAAAUCUCCCGCUUGGAGUCCAAGAUCGAAGCUCUUCGUCUGGAAAAUGAGGGUUUCAUGAAAAUGCUGAUGUUGGAUACUGAUAGCGAGAUCAAGUCAUCCACGGAGGCAGAGUCUAAGCAUAUUGCGUACUCGGAGUAUGCUAAGUUAUCAGAGGCACAUAAAAAUCUCCAGCAACAGUACGUAUCCUCACAGAAAAAUUGGAAGCUUAUAGAGUCACAGCUUCUCAGCAAGCUGGAGGCACUUGAAGAGCUGUCGAGCUCACUCAAAAAGGGAAACAUUAAGGCCCAGAACGAGAUCCGUCGUCUCAAUUCUCAAAUAUUGACCCUCAAAGAAGAAGGGGAGAGACUUUCGCAGCGCAUUGGUGAAUUGGAAUCCGCUAACAGCGAUCUACAGUUUCAAAUUUCUGUCAAAGAAGAAGAGCUUCGAGAUACCGAGGCUAAAAAGGAGGAGCUCACGACGAUUUUCAAUGCAGACAGACACAACACCGAGGUGCAAGAGAACAAGCUCAAGGAGAAAAUCGAAAGUCUUGAAGAGCAGAUUCAAGUGCUUAGAGAAACUAGUCUUGGAGGUGGCAAAAGUGUUGACUCGUUUGCCCAGUUGCAAUCAAGAAAACUCAGGGACUCUGGUCUCCAUAUCAACAUGGAACACCACAACAGGGGCCACUCGGCAAGCCUGGUGCCUACAAUCAUGGAGGGUGAUCUGCUGACGCCAGCUGCUUUUGGCAACUCAUUCGAUCAGAGCAACCUCUCUCAUCAGAAUCUUCUGGCAGUGUCUCUUGCCGAUGACCUUGAAUCUUUCGAAGCCACCGAAGGUGUGCCUGCUCCAGACGAUGAGCUGGUUUACUGGAGAAACUCCGUUGACCGAUCAGGAAUCCCAGCAUCCCAGGGUGGAAAGAAUAUCCAGCUCUUGAGCAAGAUGAGUGGCAGUAUCAGACGAUUGAAGUUGGAGGUGCUCACACUCAAGGAGGAGAACGCAAAGCUCUCCGAGGAAAUAAAUGAGGCGCAACAAGAGAUUCUUGAAAAGCAAGAUUUACAAACAAAGCUUGAAACCGUGGAAAGUGAGCUACAGAAGUUGCAGAAAACUCUAGACGAGAAGGUUGAGCGGGAAACAACGCUCUUAGAAGUGAUUGGAGAGAAGUCCGAGCGAGUGGAGGAGCUUAAGGCCGAUGUGGCGGAUUUGAAGGAUCUUUGUAGGCAACAAGUGCAGCAGAUGAUCGAAAUGGCGGAAAAGAAGUGA